Molecule: messenger RNA, 926 nt
Organism: Danaus plexippus (monarch butterfly)
Lineage: Eukaryota; Metazoa; Arthropoda; Insecta; Lepidoptera; Nymphalidae
Product: protein lethal(2)essential for life-like
Exons: 1
Coding region: 178-567 (129 amino acids)
Biological process (GO): protein refolding; response to heat
Molecular function (GO): protein folding chaperone
Source: RefSeq, a predicted model, not a curated record
GCGAUACAAACUCGUGAUUUAAACUACAAAAUGUCUCUGUUGCCAUUCGUGUUGGGUUACUAACGACCUCGCCGUCUCAUCGAUCAGGACUUCGGCUUGUCUUUGACUCCCGACGAUCUACUGACUGUUGCCGUGUCUCCACUACUAUCACGAGACUACUACAGACCCUGGCGUCAGAUGGCGGCUGCUGCGAGGGACGUCGGAUCCACCAUCAAGUCUUACAAAGAUAAAUUCCAAGUCAACUUGGACGUGCAGCAUUUCAAACCUGAGGAAAUAACUGUGAAGACUGCAGACGGUUACAUAGUCGUGGAAGGAAAACACGAAGAAAAGAAAGAUGAACACGGCUUUAUAUCCCGUCAGUUCACUAGACGAUACGCACUCCCGGAAGGCUGUAACCCAGACACAGUAGAGUCACGGCUGUCUUCAGAUGGAGUGCUGAGUGUUAUUGCUCCGAAAGUGCCAUCAGUAUCGAAGAAUGAACGAAGCGUCCCCAUCGCCCAGACCGGACCUGUGAGGAAGGAGAUCAAGGAUCAGAAUUCACAAGCCGGAGCUGGUGAUAAUAAAUGAAGAUAGUUUGAGAAUUCCUCGUGAACCAAUAAGUCUGAUUACUUUUAAUCGUUUGCAUUUAAGUUUAUAAGUUUUGUAAAUUACCCUCAUAUGUGAUUUUAAAAAUAUUAUGUUAAGAAUCUAAAGAAAAAAAAUUAUAUAAUAUGUGUUUUUAUAUUCUAAUUGAUGUAAUAAAUCUCUACUUUGUAUUAUUCUUAUUGGUAAGAUAAGUCUAUCAGCCCUAAAUCGUAUGCACUUAAGUUUUGUUAUAACUUUUGUUAAUUACCCUCGAAUGUUACAUGCUUUUAUUUAAAUGUUUUAAGUUUCUUCAACUGUGAUAACAUUAGUAUUAGAUAAUAAAAGUUACUCUCAGGUACAAA